AUGGAUUGUUUACAAAUGAAAAUUCUGCAUAAAGAUGAAUAUUGGCAAAAAAUGGCAACAAUUGCAAGUCUAUUCGUUGGAGAUGAUAUUGAAUAUUUAAAAUAUUUAAACUCAGAUAUUGCUGAUCUGGAGAAUGUUACAUCGUUUUUGGAGUUAAUUUCAAUUUUGGAAAAGCAUAAUGUUGUUGGGUUUAAUAAUUUAAGUAUACUUAAAAAACAACUUCAUUUAAUUAUGAGAAAUGAUCUUGUUGAACUUUUAGAUGAUGAGUUUUCAUUGAAAGAUACUGGCAUAAGCAUAAUUCCAUAUGGUUUCAUAUUUGAGUUUCAUUUACCUUAUGGCAAAAAAUGUGCUAAAGUGGAAUACACGUUCGAUCAAAAAUGGAAUUGUAUUGCUACAGAAAAAAAUGAAUAUAAAACUUAUUUUGUUGCUAGAAGAAAGAAUGCUAAAUUGUAUGUCAAAAUAGGAAAUUUAAUGACUGUCAAUGCCAAAAUUCAAUUCAAGUUCACAUUUCAACAGUCAAAUAAUAAUGCUUUUCAUGUAGUCUGUACUGUUAUUAUUACAGAUAUGUGUUGCUAUGAGUUCAAUUGUAAUCAGUUACUUGUAUCAUCGCCUGAAGUCAUUGUUUUCACUGAAAGCAUAAGAAAGUUAGAUUUUUUUGAUUGGCAUCUCUCACUUGGUAUCAACCAACCAGGGUUCUCUGAUGAAAACAUUGCAGUGGGUGCUGUAAACUACAUAGACAAAUAUUUUCCUAACAAUAAUGUGAUUCUUAAUUAUAAUAAGUUUGGUGAAAAAGACAACCUUAGCACUGUGUUUCACAGAUUUUUUGAAGUUUUACGCGAAGUUGAAUACAUUCGUGCUGUAUUAAUCAAUUAUCCUAUAAAUGAUUAUUCAUUUAAUUUUUCAAAUAGUUUUGAUGAAAAUUUGAAAAAUUUAACUAUUUCUGGAGAUGAAAAUAAGUUAUCAAUUUUUAUCUCAAAAUAUAGUCUUAUUAUUUUUGUGCGAAUUGCUUCUUCAUUAGAGCAGAUUAAACCUGAAUGUGCAAACUGUUUAAAUGACAUUAUGUUAUUUUACAAUAUAAACAAGUCUCUUCUUGAGAAUGAAGAGUUAAAUUUAUUAGGUAUUGUUGUUUUGCCUGUUAAGCGAAGUGAUUUAAAAGAAGAGAUGUUUUUCCAGUUCUCUGAGGAGUUUUAUUUAGACAAAGUUUUUUUUUUAUGUCAAGAUGAACUAAACAAUAGUAAAAAUUUUGAAAACUGGUGGAGGUUAACUAUUGCAUAUUAUCACUGCAGGAGAAAUACAUUUCCCGCAUGCAAUGAAUUCCUUUUUAAAAAACUUAUUGGUUUAGCUCUGUUUUUCAUGGGCAAAUUUGACACUAAGGAUGCUAGUUUACUCUCAACUUUGGCCUCAGAAUCUAGUCCUCAAAUGCAGAUCAAACCAUGGGCUCUUAACAAUGAACAGAUAAAUGCAAUAAAUAAUAAUAUGCGUAUAAAAAUUAUCACUGGAACAUAUGGUUCAGGAAAAUCUGUUGUUGGAAAAAAGAUAGUUGAAAGUCUUAUGAGUAAUAUGUCAGAAAAUCCCUUGACCUUAUAUUAUAUAUGUUGCAACUAUCUCUCCAUGUUUGAAUGCGAGAUGAAAGAUUUCGUUGACAAAAUUAAAAAAACUUCGAAUGUUACUGUUGUUUGCGAUAAUUUAUAUGAGUUAUGGAAAAAGAGGUGUAACGACAAAGAUAUUUCUGAAACAAAUAUUUCUCUGCCUGGAUUACUCAAGUAUUUAGCCAGCACCCAAAAUAAUAAAGUUCAUUUUAUACUUGAAGAACUUUCUGAUGAAUGUGUCAAUGAAGAAGAUGCAAAAGAUUUGAAGAAGUUGUUUUUUUCUGAGUUAAAAGAAUGUAAAGUUGUUAUGAUCAUAAAACCAUCUGGUAAAACAAAAUAUUUAAAGAAAUUGUUUUCUCAAAAUGUAGUUGGCAUGGAAACCAUAAGUCUAAAUAAUGUAAUUAGAGGAACAAAUUAUGUUAAAUUAUUUAUAGAUUCUGCACGAGAAAUCCUGAUUGAAUCCAAAACUUUUUUAUAUGUUCCUAACACAAUUUCAGAUACAAAAUCAGUAAAGCCUAGGGUGAUUUAUCUCCCUUUUCUUGAAUUGUUAAAAAUACAAUCGGCAAAAGUUUUAUCAUUUGUUUUAGAAAGGUUUUGUUUCGACUUAAUAAGAAAAUCUGUUAUAAUAUGCAGUAACAUGGAAGAAGUAAAAUCAGUUGCAUAUGCAAUAGAUGUUAUGGGAAACUUUAAAGCUGUACAUUACUCACCACAUUUGCAGAGAUACUCACCGCCGUUGGAAGAAAAAAUUAAAAUUGCAGAUAUGAUAAAAAAUAACUUUAAUAUUCUUGUAACUGAUAGCAAGGGAUUUACUGGAGCAGAAUCUGAAUCUGUAAUUGUGUUUUUAAGGCCAGAGGAGAGUGAUUUUCAUCCUUUUUUGGAUGCCUUGACAAGAUCCAAUUUUUCUCUAACAGUUGUGGUUUAUGGCUCUACUACAGUUAUUGAUGAUAAUACAUGGUUAGAGAACUUAGUUCAUAUAAUGAGAAUUAAAGUAAGCAAUAAUAAAGAUCAACUGUGGACCAAAUUAAACAGCUAUUUGUAUAUAAAUGAUCAGUGUAAAGAGUUUUUGGAUCGUGGAGCUGAAAUCGAUUUUAAUAUGUAUAAGAAGAAUAAAUGUUUUAGGAUAUCUACAGAAAAAAACUCAAUGUGAUCAAGAUUGUCUUGAUGAUCUUAAGACGACGUUCAAUCAAUCAAAGGAGU
Hydra vulgaris (swiftwater hydra) is the source of this 2786-nucleotide messenger RNA. RefSeq lists its product as uncharacterized. Gene Ontology annotation, biological process: regulation of apoptotic process. Lineage: Eukaryota; Metazoa; Cnidaria; Hydrozoa; Anthoathecata; Hydridae. Gene Ontology annotation, molecular function: protein binding. The record is from RefSeq and is a predicted model, not a curated record.